Dipodomys spectabilis (banner-tailed kangaroo rat) is the source of this 6058-nucleotide messenger RNA. RefSeq names its product guanosine monophosphate reductase (gene Gmpr). NCBI's taxonomy places the organism in Eukaryota, Metazoa, Chordata, Mammalia, Rodentia, Heteromyidae. Gene Ontology annotation, biological process: nucleotide metabolic process. Gene Ontology annotation, molecular function: GMP reductase activity. The record is from RefSeq and is a predicted model, not a curated record. Bases 91 to 1128 code for a protein of 345 amino acids. The transcript is spliced from 9 exons. Gene Ontology annotation, cellular component: GMP reductase complex.
GCGGCUUCCCUGGCACCGAACCACGCACGCGCUCCGGCCGCCCCUGCCUCCUCUGCCGCAGGAAGGCGUCUUCCGAGCUCGGCCCGCGCCAUGCCCCGCAUAGAUGCAGACCUCAAGCUAGACUUCAAGGAUGUCCUGCUCCGACCUAAGCGGAGCAGCCUCAAGAGCCGCGCCGAGGUGGAUCUUGAGCGUACAUUUACAUUUCGCAACUCAAAGCAGACCUACUCAGGAAUUCCUAUCAUCGUGGCCAACAUGGACACCGUGGGGACAUUUGAGAUGGCAGUUGUCAUGUCACAGCAUUCUCUGUUUACGGCAGUCCAUAAACAUUACACCCUGGAUGACUGGAAGCAGUUUGCCACCAAUCACCCUGAGUGCCUGCAGCAUGUAGCUGUGAGCUCAGGAAGUGGGCAGAAUGAUCUGGAAAAGAUGAGCAGCAUCCUGGGUGCCAUCCCCCAGGUGAAGUUUAUUUGCCUGGAUGUAGCCAAUGGGUAUUCAGAACAUUUUGUGGAAUUUGUGAAACUGGUCCGGGCCAAGUUUCCUGAGCACACCAUCAUGGCUGGGAAUGUGGUGACAGGAGAGAUGGUGGAAGAGCUCAUCUUGUCUGGAGCUGAUAUCAUCAAAGUGGGAGUCGGGCCAGGCUCAGUGUGCACCACCCGCACCAAGACCGGGGUGGGCUACCCCCAGCUGAGCGCCGUGAUCGAGUGCGCAGACUCCGCCCAUGGCCUCAAGGGCCACAUCAUCUCUGACGGCGGCUGCACGUGUCCAGGAGAUGUCGCCAAAGCCUUUGGAGCUGGAGCAGACUUUGUCAUGCUGGGAGGGAUGUUCUCGGGCCACACGGAGUGUGCCGGGGAAGUGAUCGAGAGGAACGGCCAGAAGCUCAAGCUGUUCUACGGGAUGAGCUCAGACACGGCCAUGAAGAAACAUGCGGGAGGAGUCGCUGAGUACAGAGCCUCUGAGGGCAAGACGGUGGAAGUGCCUUACAAAGGCGAUGUGGCCAACACAAUUCUGGACAUCCUCGGGGGACUGAGGUCAACCUGCACCUAUGUGGGGGCUGCCAAACUCAAAGAGCUCAGUAGGAGGGCAACCUUCAUCCGGGUAACCCAACAGCACAACACUGUAUUCAGUUAACUCGACGGAAGGAAGCCGCCUCACAUGCCACUUUUUCCAUGCCCCUUCUGGACUGUUCACCAGCCCUGUGGCUGCUGCUGCUGAGUGGAGCUGGUGAAAUACUGCGUCCUCCCUCCCCCCUCCUGCCACCUGGAGGCCAUGGGGCUCUUCUGGUGCCUUCUUGGGACCUAGAAGCCAGGGACUGAGGGGGCCAGCAGUCAGAGCUCCACUGUUCAAUCCAACUUUGUACCCUUUUUGUUUCCUGAUCUUUCCUUCCUUUUAUAGUGAAAUGGUUUCACUUUAAUCUAUUGCUGUUGUCCUGAGAGUUGACUGCUAGGGCUUGCACCAGUUGCAUUGGGGUGCUGGGGUUUUUGCUGCUGUCUUACCAGGUGUGUGGUACUGUUGGUGCAUGAUACACCCUGGAGGCCACUGAAGCUCAGAGCCACAGCAUUGCACCCACUGCCUUCAGCUUUUCUGGGUUGGAAAAGACCAAGGGCAAUUGUUGGGACAGAGGAACAUGGAGAAUUGUUUUCUUGGCUGCUGCACCUAAGAUGGUUGUGGCUCUGGCUGACAUCUUCCUCAACCUUCAGGGCACCUACCUUUCUGGGCAAGUCAUCUACCGCUGCUUGUUUGGAACUGCUGCUGGCAAGCUAGACCAGGCCUGUGGUUUUUCUUUUCCUCCUGCCAUUCUCUGACCCCACCCUGUCAGGCUGGCCCCUCUCAAAGAGGUUAUACAGUAUUGUGAAGUUGCACAAGGUGUUGUAUCCAAAGGUUAUCUGUGAAGCAAUUAGCAGGUUGAGUCCUGCUGUAACCCAGCAAACGCUCUGCCCAGUGGUAUCGUAAAAGGCAUCGGCUUCACACGUAAGAGCUGUUCCCUUGACAUGGUGAUGAAUACUUGCCAGGGAGGACCAUAUCAUUCUGUAGAAUGCUCCACUAAUUGGCUGGCGAUGGUGACUGGUCUUGGAGAAAGGAUCCGCGCCUGCGGCUGCUGUCCUACAGGUGCCCCAGAGGGCUGCCACUCAAGCAGAAGAGGCGAGGCCUGGAAAGUUCCCUUCCACUCAGGAAGUUUUACUUAAGGUACAGGAGUUCACUUUUUGUUGUUUCUUUGAAUCAUUGCACAUAACCCCUCUGAGUGGAGCAGGGCAUGCAGAGCAGCUGAGUCAGGAUGAAUUCAUUGCCUGGGCAUCCAGUGACAGAUGUCACCCAGACCCUCCACGUUACCAAGUGGAGGAAAUACAGGUCCAUUUCUAGUCUGGCAGGAACACAUCUGCAAACCCAAGUCGUUUUCACUCCAAUGUAAUACUCCUUUCCCUUUUCCCCUUCCCACCUACAACCAAUGGGGAAAUUGCUCUUGUCCCUUUAGAAAUAUGAGAGGCUGUGCUUUGGACAUCUGUGUGAGGGAAGGGGUUGUUCUGUGUAGAGCAGGACAGUGGGGCCUCUCCUCUGCUUGGUUGUGCUAAGGGCUCAGCAUUUCCUCUCUCCCUGUGCACGUUGUGUUCUACAAUCAAGUCCUGAAGCAUAUUAGUUCUUAUAAGACUCUAUUUAUAAAGUACAGGAGAGAAGUAAAGUUUAAAUCUAUUAAAAGUGGAUGAGUGGAUCCUGUUUUCCUCCAGACUACUUUUGCAGCCAGAUGCCACCAGUGUUCCCUUCCCCGUUUCUGCUUCCUGUGCAUGGGCCAAGGAGAGUGACACCCUUGUAACAUGUACUACUUUACCCAUCUCAUGAAAGGAUUUUACAAACGGGCUCUGUGUGACCAAAGGCUGUUCCCUUGCAGUCUAGUUUCUACAGAGGUAAAGAUUGAGUUAUUGCCAGAUGCCCAUCGGAUUCACAUCAAAGACAGGGGCUUCAUAAGAAGGGGGAGCACUAAUGUUCUAGUCCCCUUGGCUUACCUGGGUUAUCUCUGCCCCAUAGGAACAGGCUGUGAGGAUCCCGUCUCCCCCCCAUUCCCCUACCGUCAGAGCAUGCCUCAACUCAGACACUGAACAGGGAUGGAGAUCAGGCAGGCAUCCCUGACAUCCACUCACUGGCUGAGGUGAUACUUCUGAUGUUUUCAAGGUUGGCCUCACUGCGGCUGGUGGAGCUAUGGAUUUUCCCUAAUGAGUUUCCCUGGAGGUAGCCCAACCAUUUAACUCCAAAGUAGUCAUAAUAUCCAUUAGCAUCUAAUGAAAGCAAAUAGGACAGAGUCAGCAGGCUUAAACCAGGAUUGCCCAUAACAUGCCAGCAUGUCAUUGAAUGACCCUUCUAGUCUGGUCUUUGAGAUUCACCCAGUUACCACUGGGCUUAAUGCCCCAUUCAUUUACUUCCUAAGACAAACUCAGGACCUCCAUUCUCUUCUCUUAAGUUCUGUGUAACUGCUAAGCCACGUCUUUCCAAGACUUGAUUGAGCCCUUUGCAGUCUUUUAUGCAACAGUCUUUAACGAAACAUGAGGCCCAUACCUGUACCAGAAGACCCCUGCUCAGUGAGGGAAUGUCAAUGUUCUUCCCAUGUUCAAACCACUAACCAGCUUACAGGAUGUAUUGAUAAGACCACGUGACUCCAUGAGGCUUCCACAUUUUUGAAAACAAAAUUCCCUUAGACACAACCUAUUCAACACACAGGAAAUGCAAACAUGAACUAACAAACCAGGACAGUAGAUAGGGACCUCAGCCUUUUUAUCUUUUUAUCUUUAGAACCUCAUUUCAAGCAUACAUCCCGCUCUGCCCCCAACCCUCCCAAAUGAGCAAGGAUACCAAUGUCUCCUGUCUCUCCCCGCUAACAACCUCUGCAGGGCAAGAUCAUGUAAUUGCACCGGAGAUCAGGAGAAAAAGCAGCACUAUAGAGCCAAAAGAAGGGGAGGAGACCUUUGCAAUUGGCACUGUUAUUUUAUUAGUACGAGUAUACUGAAACAAUAAACUUGUACUGGUAUACAGACAAUUUAUUUAAAACAAUUUUGUUCAAAUUUUGAAUCAAACAUUGUUUUAUUAUAAUAAUGAAAUAAUUUCUACCUAGAAAACCUGCAAGCACCAUCAAAGAAAGGGACCAUAAAAUUCAAUAAACAGACUCGAGUGUAUCCUACAAAUAGACACACCACGAUUAGAAAAUAGAAUAUGAAUUCUUCCAUUUUUUAAUAUUUGUUUUUAAAAAAGCUAGUGCAAGUACAAUAUUUUACACUGGAAUUACAGAGAGUAUGCACGCAUAUGGAAAAAAAAGGUUCUCCUGUCACAAUAAAAAGCUCUUAACUAUGUAUGCACUUAAAUUUUUAUUUCUUUUCAAUAAGGUGCAAAAACAUCAUUCCUUCCCUAGUUCUCCAUACCAGUAGUGCCCUCAGCCCAAGUUUUAUAGCUGUUCUCCCUUGGCCUGUGGGAGGCAUACGAUUGGAGGUUUGGUGGGUAAUCUGGUGUUAAAACAUUGAGAGGCAUAAAUCUCAGAUGCUUUAGGGCCAGCACCCCACUGAUUAAAAUUGGGGACUCCAUCUCAUCCGAAGGCCACCACAAAUACUGAUAGGACUCUAUUGAAACCUUUCAGUUGCCACUACCUGGGUUGACACUUUACCAGUUCAGGCUGGGUAGGAAGAAAUCCAGCCAAAGAGGGCAGAAUUCACAGAACUGGAUGCACAGGUAUCAAAUUCAAGAUUCACUGACAAAGAGUUUACCCCACUCCUGGACCAGAGAAUAACUUAGUGAGUAGGUGGCUCAUCUAAGAACCAAGGGGGUGGGGUGGGGUGGGGAAUAAAGAAAGCAAAAAUCUAUGCACCAGCCUUCUUGGUAACAUCUUUAGAGACAAAAACUCUAAAGCCAGUGUCACCACGACUUGGUAUUCCAGAGGACAGUAUGUUUGAUUUCUUGGUAAGGACUACUGUAAACAGCGCUUCCCACGCAGGCCUUCAGACUAGCCACGGAAAGGGAGAUAGGCUCCUUGGCCAUCCAGACAGCAAACAAACUAAAGGGAAAGAAAGCCUCCAAUUGAUCUGCAGUGGAAGACUGAAGUCCUUUCAGAUAUGAAUUCUUAGAGACAAUUCUUGUAUAGAUACUUCCUAUUGGCCAAAUGCACUUCGUUUUUAAUAUAGUUGAACCAUGUGUAUGCAAAUCAUGGGGGUGGAGACAGGAAAAACCAAAGUCUGAUGUUUCCUCCCUUUUGUAUGAGUGCAUAUUAGCUACGAGAAGAAGGGAGGGGAUGGAAUUAUGAAUUUAAGAACUCUUAAAAGAGUGGGGGGUGUGUUUAGUAGACCCAUAGCUGUCCAGUGUUACUGUUCAGCUUGGUAUUUAUUUAUUUAUCUUCAGACAGGAAUAUAACUGCUGCUGAGAAAUUGUUCCACAUUUAUUUUGGUUUCUGGGAAAAGAAAAAAAUCCAAAUAAAACUAAAGAUGAGGCAUUUCGAUUGCAAUUCAUGUUUUACACCCCCAUUUAAAUGAGGUGUGUAUGGGGAGUGGGGGUGGAAAGGAAGAUUAAUCAUUUUUGUCCCCACAGUGAGUCCUAUUUUCUUGGUAGCUAGGAUCCCAUUUAGAAACACUUCAUGUUCAGGAUUAAUAUUCUUUGGGUUCACAGGAACAGGAAGUGCUAAAAAAAUGCUAAAACAUAUUUUCUGAAGAAAAGAAAGAUGCAAUGACUUAAGAGUUUAAACUAAAAAGGGAGCUUCAAAAAGUAUUUUCAGCCUACAUAUGAACUUCUUCUCAAAUAGCAGAAUGCAGAAUUCCCCUCCCUUAUACUAUGGUUCUGAGUAAUAAACCUAAGGUAAGCAUAGGUAUAGUUUUCAGAGCCUUUCAUGUACUAAUUCUUCCAGGCCAUACAAAUCUGGUCAUCAAGACAUGACAAAUUUCUAUAUACAAAAAAAAAGUAGAAGGGGGGGAAAAACAUGUAACUUUCAACCCUUCUGCUUUUAUGUCUUCUACAAAGUAUGAAACGCAUUGUUCAACAGAUCUGUCUCUUUCAAACACUGAAUCAUUGACAUUCAUUUUUCUUUUGUGCAAUUAUU